Molecule: messenger RNA, 1557 nt
Organism: Coregonus clupeaformis (lake whitefish)
Lineage: Eukaryota; Metazoa; Chordata; Actinopteri; Salmoniformes; Salmonidae
Product: tubulin beta-4B chain-like
Exons: 4
Coding region: 96-1433 (445 amino acids)
Biological process (GO): mitotic cell cycle; microtubule cytoskeleton organization
Cellular component (GO): cytoplasm; microtubule
Molecular function (GO): structural constituent of cytoskeleton; GTP binding; GTPase activity
Source: RefSeq, a predicted model, not a curated record
CCUAACAAAUUUACUCAGUGCGCAACAGAUUGACGAUUGUAGUCGCUCAGAGAAGGAACUCUUUGAAAGUAGACUGAUUUUAUUCUACUAAUAAAAUGAGGGAGAUUGUUCACUUACAAGCUGGGCAGUGCGGUAAUCAAAUUGGCGCAAAGUUCUGGGAGGUGAUAAGUGACGAGCAUGGCAUUGACCCCACUGGAAGUUACCAUGGGGACAGUGAUCUUCAGCUGGAAAGGAUUAAUGUGUACUACAAUGAAGCUUCAGGUGGAAAGUAUGUGCCACGUGCAGUACUUGUGGACUUGGAGCCUGGGACCAUGGACUCUGUGAGAUCUGGACCAUUUGGUCAGAUCUUCAGGCCUGACAACUUUGUCUUCGGUCAGAGUGGAGCUGGUAACAACUGGGCCAAGGGCCACUACACUGAGGGCGCAGAGCUGGUUGACUCUGUCUUGGAUGUAGUAAGGAAGGAGGCUGAGAGCUGUGACUGCCUGCAGGGCUUCCAGCUCACCCACUCCCUGGGAGGUGGAACUGGCUCUGGCAUGGGCACCCUGCUUAUCAGCAAGAUCCGUGAAGAGUAUCCCGACCGCAUCAUGAACACUUUCAGUGUGGUGCCCUCCCCUAAAGUGUCAGACACUGUGGUGGAGCCCUACAAUGCUACCCUCUCAGUCCACCAGCUGGUAGAGAACACAGACGAGACCUACUGCAUCGACAACGAGGCACUCUAUGACAUCUGCUUCCGUACCCUCAAACUCACCACGCCCACCUACGGAGACCUCAACCACCUGGUGUCUGCCACCAUGAGCGGGGUCACCACCUGUCUCCGCUUCCCCGGCCAGCUCAACGCAGACCUGCGCAAACUGGCAGUCAACAUGGUGCCUUUCCCCCGUCUCCACUUCUUCAUGCCCGGCUUUGCCCCCCUCACCAGCAGGGGCAGCCAGCAGUACAGAGCCCUGACAGUUCCAGAGCUCACUCAGCAGAUGUUUGACUCUAAGAACAUGAUGGCGGCCUGCGAUCCCCGCCACGGCCGCUAUCUCACCGUGGCCGCAGUCUUCCGCGGGCGCAUGUCCAUGAAAGAGGUGGACGAGCAGAUGCUGAACGUACAGAACAAGAACAGCAGCUACUUCGUUGAAUGGAUCCCCAACAACGUCAAGACUGCAGUCUGUGACAUUCCUCCCCGUGGCCUCAAGAUGGCUGCCACCUUCAUCGGCAACAGCACUGCCAUCCAGGAGCUGUUCAAGCGCAUCUCUGAGCAGUUCACAGCUAUGUUCCGCCGUAAGGCUUUCCUCCAUUGGUACACCGGAGAGGGCAUGGAUGAGAUGGAGUUCACUGAGGCAGAGAGCAACAUGAAUGAUCUGGUGUCUGAGUACCAGCAGUACCAAGAUGCCACUGCAGAGGAGGAAGGAGAGUUUGAGGAGGAGGGUGAAGAGGAGUUGGCUUAAGUUGUUUUUGUUCUUUCCUUUUAAGACCUCAGUUUCUUUUUCAUACUUCCUGUGUCUGGCAACUUUCAGCUGUACCUUAUUUUUGUUUUGUUCACUUGCAAUAAAAUAAAUGUAGUUAAACCAA